AUGUCUGCUUCUAUCUAUCUAUCUAUCUAUCUAUCUAAGUCAGUUCAUAUCUAUCUACUACAAUCUAUCUAUCUAUCUAUCUAUCUAUCUAUCUAUCUAUCUAUAUAUCUAUCUAUCUAUCUAUACUACAAUCUAUCUAUCUAUCUAUCUAUCUAUCUAUCGAUAUUCAUAUCUAUGAGACUACAAUCUAUCUAUCUGUCUGUCUGUCUAUCUAUCUAUCUAUUUAGUUCAGCCCGUUCAUAUCUAUCUCAUUCUGUUCAUAUCUAUCUAUCUGUCUAUGUAUCUAUCUAUCUAGUUCAGUCUGUUCAUAUCUAUCUUAUUCUGUUCAUAUCUAUCUAUCUAUCUAUCUAUCUAGUUCAGUCUGUUCAUAUCUAUUUUAUUCUGUUCAUAUCUAUCUAUCUAUCUAUCUAUCUAUCUAUCUAUCUAGUUCAGUCUGUUCAUAUCUAUCUUAUUCUGUUCAUAUCUAUCUAUCUAUCUAUCUAUCUAGUUCAGUCUGUUCAUAUCUAUCUUAUUCUGUUCAUAUCUAUCUAUCUAUCUAUCUAUCUAUUUAGUUCAGCCCGUUCAUAUCUAUCUUAUUCUGUUCAUAUCUAUCUAUCUGUCUAUCUAUCUGUCUAUCUAUCUAUCCUGAUUAUUCUCAUCUUAGCCCGGAAGGUGAAAAAAGAUCCAUUAUACUUAUCUCGCUAUUUCUCCGCAUCUCUUUGCCCCCCCUCUCUCUCUCGCUCUAAUUCUCUCUCUCUCUCUCUCUCUCUCUCUCUCUCUCUCUCUCUCUCUCUCUCUCUCUAUUUCUCUCUAACGGCUGAUAAGAUACCAGAAGAUUUAUAA
Acanthosepion pharaonis is the source of this 822-nucleotide messenger RNA. Lineage: Eukaryota; Metazoa; Mollusca; Cephalopoda; Sepiida; Sepiidae. The record is from the annotation of a GenBank genome assembly.